Molecule: messenger RNA, 829 nt
Organism: Lycium barbarum (goji berry)
Lineage: Eukaryota; Viridiplantae; Streptophyta; Magnoliopsida; Solanales; Solanaceae
Product: vacuolar iron transporter homolog 4-like
Exons: 1
Coding region: 47-679 (210 amino acids)
Biological process (GO): intracellular manganese ion homeostasis
Cellular component (GO): membrane
Molecular function (GO): manganese ion transmembrane transporter activity; iron ion transmembrane transporter activity
Source: RefSeq, a predicted model, not a curated record
CAAUCCUCCUUUAGCUGACAGUUUCUCACAAGUUAUAACUUUAUUCAUGGCUGCUCAAAAUCAUGUCCAAGUUACCAUUCCCAAAGAAAAUCAAGCCCCUGAAGAGGAUUUUGACUACUCUCAAAGAGCACAGUGGGUUCGAGCCGCUGUGUUAGGAGCAAAUGAUGGAUUAGUCUCAAUUGCAUCCUUGAUGAUGGGUGUCGGAGCUGUUCAAGAAAACGUUAAAACCAUGAUCAUUACUGGAUUUGCAGGUUUAUUUGCCGGUGCUUGUAGCAUGGCUAUAGGAGAGUUUGUCUCUGUGUACUCUCAACUAGACAUAGAGCGAGCUCAACUGAAGAGAGACAAAACAACAGGAGGACAGAACCAAGAAUCCGAAGAAGGUGACAAGGAACAACUGCCAAAUCCAUUUCAGGCGGCCAUAGCCUCGAGUGUUGCAUUUUCAUUGGGUGCCAUUGUGCCUAUUCUUGCUGCUGCAUUCAUAGCAGAUCAUAAGGUGAGGCUUUCUGUGAUCGUGGCUGCGGUGAGCUUGGCAUUGGUCGCAUUUGGAGGAAUUGGUGCUUUCUUGGGCAGAAGUCCUAUGGUGAAAUCUUGUGCUAGAGUUUUAAUUGGUGGCUGGAUGGCUAUGGCCAUUACCUUUGGCCUUACCAAGCUGAUUGGCUCUACUGGCCUGGAGAUGUGAUCGAAACUUUAUGUUCCUGUCUCUAGUCCUAGUUUAAUCUCAUCUGCUUAAGAAAUCUGUACUAGAAAGUUGACUAAAUACCCUUUGUAUAAUAAUACCGUGAAGCAGUCUGUGAAUUUGUAUUGAUCUUCCUACUGAUAAUAUUAGCUA